AUGAGCAAUGGAACGGCAAAAUUAAAAUUUGGCGAAAUAAAGAAGCUGCAGAAGAUUCUGGACAAGAGCCACGAAAUCCACGGAAAAGGGAAUUUCCCGACCAUCGAGGUGGAACCUACAGCGUUAAUUAAGGAUAUUCAUGCAAAACUGGGAGAAGCUGGCAUCACGGUGGCGCACGUCAAACUGAACGGCUCCUGCGCAUCGCACAUCAUCAGCCACGACGACGAUAUCGGCUUCAAGGACAUUGACAUAAUUUUCAAUUUGGCAUCCACUAUCGAUCACCCCGCCCGGGACCGAUUGAACGAAUCGACCACCUGUCGAACCAUCAAGAAACGUAAAAGGACGAAAGAAGAGGAGCAGCGAUGGACAACAGUCCGGGAUACGGUGAUGAGUGUGCUUUUGUCGUAUUUGCCAAAGGAUAUUCGCCGCGAUCGCCUGACGACGGACAUUAUGGUAUCGGCAUACGUCAACAAACUCAUCAAAAUCUCUAAUGAAACCGACAAAUGGUCAUUGAUAUCGCUGUCGAAUGAAAAUGGGAGAAAUUUGGAACUGAAAUUUGUGGAAUCAAUGAGGAGGCAAUUCGAAUUUUCCGUCGACAGCUUUCAAAUCACGUUGGAUUCGUAUUUAACCUACACGUCUGUCACCGACAAAAUGGACGCGAGUUUCUUUCCUCUCAUCGAAGUCGAGUCCGUUUUUGGUUCUUUCGAAGAAGCAAGAAGUCACUUAAUAAACCGAAAAAUUGUCACCCGAUCGCCCGAAGAAAUCCGCGGCGGCGGUCUGCUCAGAUACUGUAAUCUCCUCACCCGCGACUUCACCGUGGAAGAACCUGCUGAUGUUCAAAAGCUCCAGUCAAUUAUGUGCUCGCGGUUUUUCAUCGAUUUCCCGGAAAUUGAAACGCAAACCAGGAAGAUUAAAAGCUAUCUUGCCGCGCAUUUCAACAGUGAUGAUGAACUGUCUCUAAGGUUCAACUUCAUGCUGAGCUUGCAGGCGGUCGUCAACGAUAGCACAAUUUGUUUGAUGUCGCAAGAACGCCAGGAAGUCCUUAAUCUUAUCAUGAGUCUAGCUCAGCAGACGCUUUCGGACAUUCUUAUUCAAGAAGGCUUCACAGUUCAAUUUCCGAUUCCCGAGCCACCGCAAUACGUUCCCGUUUCGACCCACGUGAUCGCUCACGUGACAACUCAGGAUGUGGCGGAACUUGUCUCGGAUCCAUCUUCUUCUGGCUUGUCGAGCAUCAACUCAGAUGACCUCGAUCUUGUGAAUGAUCUUUCGCGCCCGUGCUCAAUUUCAUCCGUCACUUCUGAAUCUUCAGGAAUCGUCAUGUCGGCAAGCUACUCGAAUUACUCUUCUCCAUCUCCUGUCGAGGAAAAACAAAAGCUCUUAUCAGAAGAAUGCUCCGCCGAAGUCAGUCCAAAAGUCCAAAUCUCCGAAAAAAUGACCUGUCCAGCUAGUAGUCAAAGUCAAACUCGCCCAGUCCAAGUCGCACCAGCGAUCAGUCAAAACUAA
Molecule: messenger RNA, 1503 nt
Organism: Oikopleura dioica
Lineage: Eukaryota; Metazoa; Chordata; Appendicularia; Copelata; Oikopleuridae
Source: the annotation of a GenBank genome assembly